GUCCUUGGCCCCCUUCCGUCAUCGUCGAAGUAUAUCAAGAUGGAGUCACGCUCUCCAUCAUCUAUCCUCUAUCUUCAAUUCCUCAACACCUCUCAUCUUGUAGACUCACAGUAGCUAGAAGCACCGAAGACCCAUCAUGCCCACCCAGGAAUUUUUCAACCGCGUCCCUCCGUUCCCUUCCAAUAUCCCCACCGCAGACAUACCGUUAAUAUCAUUCAAAGACCUCGCAAAUGCAAGCACCACCGAGUCAAAUAAACUAUUCCAAGCCUAUGCUGAUGAAUCUAAAACCACCACCACCCUAAGCCUGGAUCGGCAAAUCCUGGAUAAAUUCGCCUACAACCCUCCUCACAACAUCGCAGGAUACAAACGCUCCGGCAAACUCCGCACCGCCGACGGCAAGCUAGACAGCAUGGAAACAUACAGCAUAAGUCAAGACGACAUGGUAGGCAACGUCCCUCCACGCGAGAACCCCGAGCCAAUCGAACACCACCGUACCGAAUGCUGGGCCUUUUUCGAGCACGCCCGUACUACACUCGAAGUCAUCUACGCCCACCUCGAGGAGAACCUGGGCCUCCCGCCUAACACAUUAGCUGAACGCAGCGCCCUAAACAAGCAGUCUGACACUUUUGCACGGCUACUUGUCAAUUGGCCUCAGACCAAGAACACUACUAACUCUGAGAGCAAAGAGCCCCAGGUAACGCUAGGUGGCCACGCCGAUAUGGGCGCCCUGACAAUGCUGUUCAAUGGGAAGGAGAAUGUGAGCGAGAAUUGGGAGUAUGUUCGUCCGAGACCGGGGUGUGCGCUGAUUAAUGUGGGUGAUUCUUUGAUGAAGUGGACGGGAGGUGUGCUGCAUAGUGCUUUUCAUCGUGUUGUGACGGCCCCUGGGGAGCAGGGAAGUGUGGCGCGUCAGAGCGUGGCGUUGCUUACGAGGCCGGAUCGGUCUGUUACUAUGCAAAGGAUUAAGGGGAGUGCGGUGAUUCCGCCGUUGAAGGAGGGGGAGGUUGAUGAUGAUCGGUCUGUGAGUGACUGGAUAAUCUGGAAGAUUACAAAGGGGGAGUUGAGGGUGCAGACGGCCGAGGAGAAGCGGGUGGCUGCUACUGCUUGA
Messenger RNA from Aspergillus neoniger CBS 115656, 1105 nucleotides. Its product is annotated as oxidoreductase. The record is from RefSeq and is a predicted model, not a curated record. The coding region runs from base 137 to 1105 and encodes 322 amino acids. The transcript has 4 exons. Gene Ontology annotation, molecular function: dioxygenase activity. NCBI's taxonomy places the organism in Eukaryota, Fungi, Ascomycota, Eurotiomycetes, Eurotiales, Aspergillaceae.